Molecule: messenger RNA, 2413 nt
Organism: Spea bombifrons (plains spadefoot toad)
Lineage: Eukaryota; Metazoa; Chordata; Amphibia; Anura; Pelobatidae
Gene: AP5Z1
Product: adaptor related protein complex 5 subunit zeta 1
Exons: 1
Coding region: 26-2413 (795 amino acids)
Cellular component (GO): AP-5 adaptor complex
Source: RefSeq, a predicted model, not a curated record
UGCGGAAGUGAGCAGCUUUUCGAGGAUGCUGAGUUCGGCGGCCGAGGGGCUUCUCCGGCAGGCCCGGGAGCUGCCCGAUGCCGAGCUGCUCCGGUUCUGCAGUCAGGCUGUGGCCCCUGAGCUGGGCCCCGCCACACUGGACUCCCUGCGGAGGCUGUACCUUAUCCUUGCCUCCAGCACGAAGGGCAGGAAGCUGGAGCUGGCCUUCCUGGGGCAGUUACAGGAGAUCCUGAGCUCGCCGGGGGCCCCGGGGCAGAUCCAGGCAUUGUGUGCGGCCAUCCUGUGUGACCUGGCCCCGUGUCCCCACCUCAGCCUCUCCUGGGAGGACAGGAAGCCCACUGACAUGGGGGCCUCGGUGAUGCUGGCCCAGGGCAACCUGGCGGAAGUGGCCUCUGCCGGGCAGCGCCUGUGCCACGCCAUGGAAGCUCGGGCCCCCGAGGGCCACAGUCUAAGACCUCUCCUCCCACUCCUAUUGAGAGCCGUCAGCGCCCAGCCCGACAGCCUGGAGGAAGAUCAGGUUAAUGUGGUGAAUAAGAAGCUUGCUGAUUGGCUGCGAUACACCAGCGUGCACCAAGCUGUGUCCCAGGCAUCGGGGGGGUUCUUCUCCGGCUCCCGCACCAAACAACCAGGGAUGGUAACCGAGGUGGAUGGCACGGUGGCCACGGACUUCUUCACGGUGCUGAGCUGCAGUCAGCAUUACACCGAGGAGCAGUGGCUGAACGUGUACGGCUUCUCCGUGCUGCGGAGCUGGCUGCUGCGUUACGGCACCGCCACGUCGGCCGCCUGCUCCGACGACAGGUCUGAGGUCGACGGCUCCGUGAUCUCCAUGGUCUCUGCCUCCUCUACGUCCAGCCGCUUGCUCCCCCCGCGAGAGAGGCUCCGAGAGAAGGCGUUCGAAUACUGCCUGCGGCUGGUGGAGCAGAGCAACCGGAAGCCCCUGAAAAAGAGCGACGCGGAUCUGCAGAAAGCCUGCCUGGUGGAAGCCGUGACCUUAAUGGACGUCAUGUGUAAGCAGGACGUGACCUACAUGUACCGCACCCUCCCCCUCCUGAAGAUCCUGCACGGACGCCUCUGCGCGGACCCCUCUCUGGCCAGCGCUCUGCUUCCCGUCGCUCAGUUCUUCCUGAAUCACAGCGAAGCGGCUGCCGUGGACUCAGAAGCCGUGUACAGACACUUAUUCUCCAAGGUCCCGGCUGAGCUCUUUCACCGCCCGCUCUUGGCUUUUCAGUUUGUCCGGUUCUGCCGCGAUAACCGCUGCUUCCUGGCAGAGAACGUCGACGCGUUUAGAGAGAGCUUUCCUGGCCUCCUGAAGUUUGUGGCGUGGAACGGCCCCCCUCUCGUCUCGGAGUUCGUGGCGUUGCUUCCGUCUCUCGUCGUCUCUGAUUCCGCUGUUGAGAUGCUUCAUUGUCUGCUUGACCUGCCGUGCCUCGCGGGCGCGUUGGAGAUCCAGCGCAGCUCUGCCUCGCCAUCGGAGAAAUGCAUCGUGGAUCCCAGCGUGGCCCCCCAUAGCUCUGCAGAGGCCUCCCGUCACCCAGCCUACAAAGGGAUGUUCCAGUACCUCCUGCGGAACGAGGCCUGGUCGAGGCCACCGCCGGAAGGCUUCUCUCGCUUACGGAAGGUCUUGGCUGAUACAUGCGCGUCUGCUCGUGUCCGGCAGUGCGUGCAGAUCGUGCCGUGUCUCCUCCGGCAGUACGCCCGCACCGUAAUGACGUUUGCCGACGGGCCUCUGAUAAAUACGUUGGUUCUGACGUUUCUGGAACGCAGCGGGGACCUCUACGAGUCGGCCGAGUUCCAGGCCCAGGUUCAGCGGCUCCUGAGCUCUUACGUCCCUCGCCUCUGCCGCUCGCAUCCUUCUGUGGUUGUGGAACUUUCCCGGGAGCUGCUGGAGUUCGUUGGGACGGUCAGCCACGUCCAGAGCAAGGAGCCCUUCUUCACGCACGUGGUGUGGGCCAUCGGCGAGUAUCUGUCUGUCUCCUAUGACAGGCGCUGCACCGUGGAGCAGGUCAACAGGUUCUUCGAGGUUCUGGAAGCUUUGCUUUUCGAGAUCACGCAAGUUCGUGGGACAGGGGCCGCUCCUGUGGCCUCCCCACGUGUUAUCACCACGCUUAUGACAACGCUUGCUAAGCUGGCAUCCCGGAGCCAGGACCUGAUCCCCAGGGUGUCUCUGUACCUGACCAAGAUGUGCUCCUGUGUGCAGCGCUCAGCCAUGAUCUCUGCGUAUGGAGAAGAAGACAGCGAACAGAUCCUUGUCCGCGCCACGGAGCUCCUGAGGCUUCUCAAAGUGCCGAGCGUGGCCCAGUUUGUGCUGACGCCCUCCCCGGAUGUCAGGCGUGCCAGCUAUCACCGCGACGUGUGCUCCUCUCUGCCGCUCGCACUGCGCGCCACCAGCCGCCUCCUGCAGAAAGACGAGUGA